CGCGUUUCGACAGCACCCGUGGACGAUGGCGACGAAGAAGAGCCUGUCGACCCGCGACAGUAUGCUCGAGUCUGUGACCGUCAUCGUGGCAGACGAUGUGGACGACUUGGUUGAAGACGAUGACAUUGACGAUGAAGAAGACGCCCAGAAGACGAUCGUCGAGCUUCUGGGUCAACGAAAGUUCGCGAUGGUAAAAAAGCGCCUCCUAACCCACAAUUUCACGGACGAAGAUCUCAUGACGCUGGAUGAAGACCACGACUCCCUCCUCGACAACGCUGUGCUCCACAACAGCUACGAGAUUUUGUCGUUGCUCUUGGAACACUCGAACUACAAGCUCAUUCCCAAGUACGCGGGAAAACCGUUGAACUUGGCUGCACAGCGCGGAGCCAACAACAUGUUCCAAUUGCUCGUCAAGACCUUGGGAAAGGAUGCAGAUUUCACGUACCCCGGUCCCGAGGAUGGAGAUGGAGAUGUUGCAUUGCAUCAUGCAAUUCGGAACUCGUCCAUCGAGAUUGCCGAGACCCUGAUCAAAGCUGGAGCUGCAGUGGAUGUUGAAAACUUUGCUGGUGAAACACCACUUUUCAUGGCUGUCCAAACUUGGCAAACCCGCGGCAUUGAGCUCCUCCUUUUGGCUAAUGCUUCGGUCCACCACAAGUCACACAAUGGCCGAACUCCUUUGCAUGCCGCGGCUGCUUCCGGUUACAACGAUGGCGUCAAGCUCCUUCUCAUGGCUGGCGCUGAAAUCGAUGUGAAGGACGAUGAUGGCAAGUAUCCUGUUCAAGACACAUAUGACGAUAGUGUUCGGGCGACACUUCGAACGGAACGAAUGACCCGAGUCAAGAACCCAGCCCACAUCAUGGCGCGUAAUGGCGACGAAGACAGUUUGAACCGGUGGUUGAGUGAAACUAUUGCCAAAGGUUCAGGUGUCCCCCAUGUUUGGAAGGGGCAGUACCUUCGCGACGGUGCGUGGAGCGAUCUCGUCGUCAAGGUGAAAUUGGUGCGCACCAACAAUUCGCAAUCGUACAAGUGCGUGGGACAAUACCAAGACAACGACGGCACGUUUUUCAUCACGGGAAAGUGGGAAUAUGGACGUAUUGAUGUCAAGAAAACGUAUGCGGACGAUGGCUACACAAUCGAAUACGGUGGUGACUUGGACGAAUCGACGGGUGAAUUGACUGGCGAGUGGAAAGCUGGGGACUUGGAAGGCGAGCUCAAGCUUAACAUCCCUCUUUUCAACUGCGUGGUUUGCGACAAUGCCAAAGUCCCCAACGAACAAGAGAAGUGCUUUGGUUGUGAGAAUCCUGAGUCUCAAUACUUCUGUGUGGACCUCAAUAACGGAGAGGAAUUGCAAUCCUUGUGGAUUACUCUCACGCCGGACGUUGAAGCAAAUGUGUAUCGUGUUGGUGGCAGUGGCUAUGACAACGAAGAGUAUUACCUCAGUGGGGUGUGGAAAGAUGACGAGUUGAAAUUUUCCAAGCAUUCCCGAAAAUCCUCUUCCAACUUUCACUUGAAUUAUAACCACGAUACCAACAAGCUCGAUGGCUCGAUGGUAGACGGCGCGGGUGCGACGAAUAGUGCCAAAAUCGACUUUGAGCUCUCCACUUGCACGGAUUGCGACGCCAAGGUACCCCUGGCCAACUCCAAGUGUUUCAACUGUGCCAAGCCAUCCCUGUACAACUGGAAAGGUCAAUCCCGCGUAGUGUUCAUGAAGGGCGAUGACCAGUCCCAAGUUGAAGACAACGAUGAACUAGAGCAUGCAAAAGACGACAACGACGCAGACGAUGUUGAGGAACACGAAUGGCGUGAUAUCGGCUUCCACAUGGUUCUGGAGCGUGGUGCUGCCCAAAAUUGCUUUCGUUUGGUUGGCGAAGGCAAGGAUGAAGGCGAAUUAUUUGAUGCAGUUGGGACGUGGGAAGGCAACACGAUUCAACUCACCAAGAUUUAUUCUGAUGGUGUGACGGAAUACGAAGGCACGUUCGACGCUGACACAAACGAAUGGACGGGAACGUGUACGCUGAGCAACGGCAACAAGGAAGAGUUCCGAGUGACGAUUCCAAUGUUUUCGUGCUUCUUGUGCGAAAGCCCAGUGCCAACCGUGAAUGAUUUGUGCUUGAACUGCAACAUCGCUGUUCCACAAUGGACUCCUCAGAACGGCAAGAUGGUGAAUGCUUGGGUUGGACGAUCCCUCGAAGGACGUGGAGAAUGGAAAGACGAAGAAUUCUGUGUCAAAGUCCUUCGGGAUCCAGCCAUGGAGGCGUAUCGGUUUACUGGCUUUGAAAAGAAUGGCGAGGGUUUUUUUGCCAUGACUGGUACAUGGAAGGACGAAGAAAUUCAUAUGGAGCGCGUCUAUGAGAAGACUAUUGUCAAAAUGGAUGGCAAGUACGAUGCUGCCAAAGCGGAAUGGAUUGGUACAGCCGUAUCUACAGACAGCGAUGGCGACACGAGCAACAGUCGAUUCGUGUACAAAAUUCCGCUGUGGACAUGCUUGAAAUGCUCGAAAGCAGUGCCGAUUGAGAACUCCGUGUGCUUCACGUGCGAUCGAUCUCGUCGGAUGAACACGCACGGACGCACAGCUUUGAUGCAUGCUGCAGAUUUCGGUCGGUCUAGCAUUCUCGAACAGAUUCUGUUGUACAUGAACUUCGCCGAUUUCUGCACCAACGAUUAUGAAGGGAAAACAGCGCUAGACAUUGCGCUUUCUCGAAAGUUAACUUGUGCCAACAACUCGUAUCAUCGUACAAACGACGAAACUCUGACGUGUGUGGAGCUCCUGCGCCGUAGAAGCUGCCUUCAAAUCAAACCCACGGCAAUUCCUGACACCUUCGCAUGGGACAAAUUGUGCUGCGGUGACUGUGAACAAUCGGGGGGGAACUCAAAAGAAAAAGAAGUGAGCUUGUUCGCGCUUGCCAAGUCCAAAAACUGGGAUGAAUUGGAAGCUCAAUUGCAAAGCCCUUUGGAAGGUGUCAUCCUGAAUGCACAAGAUCCCGACUCUGGGUCCACGGUAACUCACAUCGUGUGUCAAGAGGGAAAGCACAAGAUUCUUAAGCUGCUCUUGGAUCAAUCUGCUCUGGAUUUGGACAUUUUCAACAACGAAUAUUAUUACCCACUCUACGAAGCGAUGAAGAAGGACCGUGUCAGCUGCGUCCAGUUACUUUUGCAUCACGGUGUUCCCCCCACCGCAUUGGAGGCGUACGAGACGGACGAAUAUCAACUCACUCUGUUGAACCCGAAGGCCAGAUGCUACAAGUACAUUCAUGACAGGAUCACGUUGAUGGGACGGGAAGACCUCAAGGAUUACUACCGCGCCAAUGUGCCCAGCGUCCGGGUAGCUGAAAAACACCGACAGGAUAAACAAACUGCGUUGCAUGCAGCAAUUAUACACUCUCAGCUACCUCCGACGAUUGAAUUGCUGGCUCAAGAUGAUCUCAUUGAUGUCGAUGCCAAAGACAAGAACGGGAACACGGCAAUGAUGAUUGCAGCCCGUGGUGAAUUCGAAGAUGCCCUGGAAUACAUCAAAAUCUUGAUCAGCCACGAAGCUAGUAUUGACGAGGCCAACAUGCACGGGAAAACAGCGUUGAUGAUCGCCUCAGUUGCUGGUCAUGUUGACAUUGUCGAGUUUUUGCUCCAGUCCAUGGCUGACAUUGACAUUCAAGACUUGGACGGACGCACAUGCUUGGAUCUUGUGAACAAGUGCGACCUGGGGACAUCAUCCAAGACGAAGGUUGUUACCUCCCACAGCAAAAUCAAGGAUCUCCUCACCAAGGAAGUGCAAGUGCGAGAGAAUUCGGUGGAAUUCCGCGAUAAGUUGGCCAAGAGCUUGAUGGGAAUGUCUUCGGAGGAAGCAUUUUUGCAAGGAGGAUUUCGAAAAGCCGUCAAUUGCAAUCCAUCGUUGGCCCGCACGUUCUUGGAUGACUCAGUCGUGAUCAGCAGACACGAUGUGGAGUUUUCUCAGCUCGAAGAAAUCUAUGGUGAAGACAAUGAAACAAGCACUCUGAAUGCCCUCCUCAACCUGAAGUCGGACGACCCGGACUAUAUCCUGGAGGCGCGCCAGCAGUGCUUAGAGCACAUUGUGAUACGCCGCAUGCUGCAAAUCAAGUGGGAAUUGUUUGGCCUGCGCAAGUACAUCGAGCAGCUCAUGAUGAACUUUCUCCUGCUGGUUACUUCCACUGUGUCCUCUGUGGUGUUUAAAGACAAGAUGGAUAUCCAGAAAGGCCCGGUGAUCAUCGGUGUCACGGCAGUUGUCCUCACUAUUGUCACGUUCAUCUUUGUCCAACUUCUCCGUCCACGCUCUUUUUGGUGUCUGGCGCGGUACUUCCACGACGGCAGCUUCCGUUUUGAGCCAAGCAUGGAGAUUCCAGAGCUCUCCGAGAAGAAGCGCCGAGCGCGAACGCUCUUGUUUCAAGUCGUGUUACUGCUCACAGCUGCAUUGGUGGUCCCGAUUCUGCUCUUGAUGAGUUUGUUUGGCGUGGACAAGUAUUUUGCCACCUUCAAUAACUUCGUGCUGUGGCUGACCGUAUCGUUCUUCCUCAUCACGGAGCUGCAAGAACUGCGCGCGGGGGUCCUCAAGUACUUUGAGUCGAAUAUCAACAAGGCCCAGAUGACGAUCUACAUCGUCAUCUUCUUCGUGUUUGUGCCCAUGAAGCUCGAGUUCUUUUAUGUUGACAAGACUGUUCAAAUCGGCAUUGGCAGCUUCAUCACGAUCAUGUUGUGGGUGCUGACCGUCCAGUUCCUCGAAGUGGUGCCGUCGGCGAGCUACCUAUUGCCCAUGAUGUCGCGGUUGUUGACAGACGUGUGGAACUUCUUCAUCCUAUUUGGCGUUUUUCAAAUGGGCCUCACAAUCACAUUUUACCAACUGUUCAAGCACCAGAAUGAUGAAGCGUUCGGGACCAUCACGCAGUCGUUCAUCACGACAUAUUUCGUCACUUUUGGCGAGUUGCCGCUGGAUUCGCUCAAGUCGUUUGGCGGGGACGACGACUUUCUGUCUACUUGCGCCGUGGUCCUCAUUAUGUUCCACGCCGCCGUUGUAGUGAUUCUCCUCUUGAACGUGCUCUUGGCAAUGAUGAACAAGACGGUCGACAGCGGGUUUGAAAAGGCCAAGACGGAAGCGUUGGCGAGUUAUGCUCAGUGCAUCUUGCGCCUGGAAGAGUCGAUGAAUUUGAACAAGGACGAGACGAUCGAGCUGAUCCAUUUCAAGAGCGGCGAUGGCGAGUUGGUGCUGAACCCGAUCUUUCACGAACACUUGGCCAAAUCCGACAUUCAAAUACCGGACGAACAAGAAGCUGGCAUUGAAGCGUACCAAAAGACGAAGAUCGCGUGGUUGGAUACGAUGAACUCGCUCAAGUCGAGCACCUUUGCCUCAUUCGAAUCUCUCCGCAAGGGAUUGAACCACGUACAACAUUUUGUGACGUUCGACGUGCCAGCGACUCUGGAAGUCGAGUUUGCGUUGAUCCAAAAGGUGCAGACUCAACUCGAUGAGUACAUUGAAUAUGCCAAGAAGACUCGAGGCCAAGAUGUUGACAAUUCUCUCAAGAAGCUCGAUGCUCUUGUGAAGAAGACCUUGUCGACGUUUGAGGACAACAUGCUGCGAGUGUGGAACGACAAAAAACAGUCCCAAGCGCACAAACAAUGCACUCUGUUGCACCAAAUGACGUACAAGAAGUCAAUUGGUGAAAUUCUCAAGACCCUCAGAACCGAGAUCCAGUCCAACAUUGAGAAGGAAAUCGCUGAUGCCAAGGCGCGGGCUGCCCCAGAGCCAAAGCUGAGUCAGAUCGUGGAGCGUUUUGACGCUGUUGAUGCGACGUUGAAGGAGCACAAAGAAGAGAAAGAGAACGUGGACACGAAUGAGGCAGACAAGGCGCAAGGACUUGUCAAGAAGUUGGACGAGGUGACCCAUCAAAACGAAGUGUUGGCGUCCAAAUUGGACGAGGUGACUCAGCACCACGAAGAAAUGUCGACCCAAGUCGAGGCCAUGUCGGAGAAGCUCGAAGCGUUGAUGGCUGCCAUUUUGGAGUUGAAACACUAACCAGGCAUUGCCUGUCCAUUGUAUCUACAUGUACGUUUUUGAGAA
Aphanomyces invadans is the source of this 6064-nucleotide messenger RNA. RefSeq lists its product as hypothetical. NCBI's taxonomy places the organism in Eukaryota, Oomycota, Saprolegniomycetes, Saprolegniales, Verrucalvaceae. Bases 26 to 6019 code for a protein of 1997 amino acids. The record is from RefSeq and is a predicted model, not a curated record. Gene Ontology annotation, molecular function: protein binding. The transcript is spliced from 18 exons.